Molecule: messenger RNA, 1721 nt
Organism: Erythranthe guttata (spotted monkey flower)
Lineage: Eukaryota; Viridiplantae; Streptophyta; Magnoliopsida; Lamiales; Phrymaceae
Product: fatty acyl-CoA reductase 1
Biological process (GO): long-chain fatty-acyl-CoA metabolic process; suberin biosynthetic process
Cellular component (GO): intracellular membrane-bounded organelle
Molecular function (GO): alcohol-forming very long-chain fatty acyl-CoA reductase (NADP+) activity
Source: RefSeq, a predicted model, not a curated record
AUACAUACACACUCUCUCUUGUACGUACGUGUAAUAAUAUUAACACCCAAAUUUAAUUUUGCUGAUUCAUGCAUCUGCAUUCUUGUCAGAAUAUGGAAGAGACAACUCAAAUUAUUCAGUACUUUGAGGGCAAGACUAUUUUCAUUACCGGUGCCACUGGCUUUCUAGCAAAGGUAUUCUCUGAGAAGAUACUUAGACUCCAACCGAAUGUAAAGAAAUUAUUUCUUCUAAUUAGGCCAACGGCUAAACAGUCGAUUGAACAACGAUUACAUGAAGAGGUUGUGAAUACGGAGCUAUUUGGAGUUCUAAGAGAAGAGUUGGGAGAUGAAGAAUUCGACUCCACUAUACGGUCGAAAGUUGUUCCGGUGUCGGGCGAUGUGUCUCUUCAGAAUUUAGGGAUUGUUGACUCUCAAUUUAGACAAGAUUUGUGGCACCAAAUUGACAUUAUUGUUAACUCAGCUGCAACAACCAAGUUUGAUGAGAGAUACGACGUAGCAUUUGGAAUCAAUGCUUUGGGAGCCAUGCAUGUUCAACAUUUUGCCAGAAAAUGUUCUAAAUUACAGAUGCUUCUUCAAGUCUCCACGGCUUACGUGCACGGCACAACGGUGGGACUGAUACCAGAGAAGCCACUCCACAUGGGUGAGACACUUGCGGGAGCUAAAAUUACGCAUUUAGACAUCGACUCCGAGAAGAAGAUAAUUAACGAAACACUAACACGACUUCGUGCUCAGAAGCACACGGAGAAGGAAAUCAACAUAGCCAUGAAGAAUUUGGGCAUCGAAAGAGCAAUGUUGCAUGGGUGGCCAAACACGUACGUGUUUACGAAGGCAAUCGGAGAGAUGCUGUUGGAGGGGUUCAAGGAAAAGGGCAAUGUCGUAAUUAUACGUCCAACGAUUAUCACGAGUACUUACAGUGAGCCUUUCCCCGGUUGGACUGAGGGUCUCAGAACUUUGGAUAGCAUCUUUGUUGCUUAUGGUAAAGGCAAUUUGAAAUUCUUCCUAGGUGAUCCGGAGUCAACGCCUGACUUGAUACCAGGUGACAUGGUGGUAAACUGCAUGGUGGCGGCGAUAGCAUUGUCCCGUUCAAUAGACGAAACAAAACACGAUUUAUAUAUAUACCACGUCGGCUCGUCGAGGCAGAAUCCGGUGAAAUAUUCGGAGGUGAAGUGGCUGAUGCAUCGCUAUUUAACCGAAAACCCGCUUUUCGAUAGCAGUACUGGGAAACCUAUUAGGGUUGGUCAACCCAUUACUUUGAAUAGCAUGUCCAGCUUCCACAACUAUAUUUCAACCCAUUACUUGCCAUUCCUCAAGAUAUUGAAAAUAAUAAACAUGAUGUCAUGCAACCAUUUGGAAAGCAUUUAUAGCAAGGCGAGACGAAGCGUCGACAGCGCGCUGCGUCUAGCUGAGCUUUACAAGCCUUACUUGUUCUUCCAAGGAAUAUUCGAUGAUGUUAAUACUGAAAAUCUGCGAAAGUUAAUAAGAGGAAGAAGCGAAAAAUUGAAAGAGGAGGAUGUGCUUAAUUUUGAUCCCAAAUGUAUUCAGUGGGACGACUAUUUUCUCAAUACUCAUUUCCGUGGCAUCGCCAAAUAUGUGUUGAAAAAGUGAUACAUAUAUGUUAUUUAUUAUUAUUAUGUAGUAAAAUAUUUAAUGUGUGUGUGUUCAAUUACUCUUGUAUUAUUAUUGUUCCAUUUAUUAAUGUUAUUCAUUAUAAAUUCACGAUAC